Molecule: messenger RNA, 975 nt
Organism: Hibiscus syriacus
Lineage: Eukaryota; Viridiplantae; Streptophyta; Magnoliopsida; Malvales; Malvaceae
Product: transcription factor bHLH96-like
Exons: 3
Coding region: 19-975 (318 amino acids)
Biological process (GO): regulation of transcription by RNA polymerase II
Molecular function (GO): DNA-binding transcription factor activity, RNA polymerase II-specific; RNA polymerase II cis-regulatory region sequence-specific DNA binding; protein dimerization activity
Source: RefSeq, a predicted model, not a curated record
UCUGGAUUCUUGCAAAACAUGGCAUUUGAAGCUGUGGUUUACCCUCCAGAUCUAUUUAUUUAUGGUUUCAAGGACCACUUUCCCGGAGUAGGAGCCUGGGGUUAUGAUUUUUGCUUCCAAGAAGAAGAUAAACCUCCUACUGCAAUUCUUGAAAGCAACUUAGAACAACAAGAGGAUCAUCAUCUCAAUGCAAAUUGGGACUCCUCGUCUACUUCAGUCAUUCAACAACAUCCAAAUGAACUAUGGGAUCCUUACUCUUCUUCCCCCGAAGUUUGCACUGUCGAUCAGUCUCUCCCCGGCCCUGCAGCCGGGGCUUUCCAAGCUCUGAUGGAACCCCCACCAACUUACACUGCGACGGCGAGGACUAACGGCUCCAGACGAAAACGUCAUCGUACCAGGAGCAUCAAGAACAAAGAAGAGCUAGAGACCCAGAGAAUGACUCAUAUUGCCGUUGAACGCAAUCGCCGGAAACAAAUUAAUGAGUACCUGGCUGCGAUCAGAGCUUUGAUGCCACCUUCUCAUGUUCAAACGGGUGAUCAAGCUUCGAUAAUUGGCGGAGCGAUUAAUUUCGUGAAGGAAUUAGAGCAGCUCUUGCAGACCAUGGAGGCUCAUAAGUGGACCACUCAACAGCCAGAACCCAAUGGCAACCUUUCUCCCUUUGCCGAGUUUUUCACCUUUCCACAAUUCUCAACUCGUGAGACGUCUCAGUGCAACGAUUCACCGUCGUCCAUGGCGGCUGAUUGGCCCAUGGGAUCUGCCGAAAGCGUGGCGGAUAUCGAAGUGACCAUGGUUGAGACACAUGCCAAUCUCAAGAUACUCUCCAAGAAACGACCCAGACAACUCUUGAAACUGGUUGCCGGGUUGCAAAGCCUGAGCCUCACCAUUCUCCACUUCAAUGGCUCGACCGUCGAGGAAAUGGUUUUGUAUUCAAUUAGCGUCAAGGUUGAGGAAGGGUGCCAUCUGAACACUGGAUGA